UUUUAACUCUGUGAGAGCCGGCUUAUAUGUGCUCAGUUAUGGCUCUGAAGAAAAUAAAUGGGUGCUGCGCAGUUAUCAUAAUAGAGGAAAUGAUAGUUUUGAUAAUGCUAUUACUAUGCUCAGUAGCUGAGUUGUAUAAGCAAGAUGAGGACUGUACCAUGAGCUCUUCCCCACGGAAAUUAUUAGAGCAAUGCUUGUGCCACACUGAGGAAGCAGGUAGGCAGCCUGGGGAUAUGUGCCCGGCCUGUCCCAAUAACAGAACUCUUAGAAAACCCUGCUCUCAGGUGCGCAGGCACCUUCCUGUCUUCCUAUAAUCAAAUGGGGCGGUUUAGCUGCUUUCCACAAGUAUGAGCCCCAUGUCCUCUUACCCGGAUACCUGCAUGGCUUUGCGCUAAAAAAGCAAUAUGUGCCCUUGGGGCGAGGGGCGCUGAAGGUCCGUGCUGGGGUCGCACUAUUUGGAUAAAUAUGGUGAUCAUGAGGUAUAGUGGGAAACACUUGAGGGGCUAUCGCUUAUCACAGAGGGUGCAUGAUUGCCAGGGGACCCGAAAAUUGAAUAUUUGUAUUUUUUUCAGUUUAGUACAGGGGACCCCAAUAGCAAAAGUGAAUUUGUGAUGAUGGACUCCAGUGUGUAAGCGCUCGGGGUAGGACUGGGAGUGCGCUCAGUGUUUGUGAUUAGGAGCAGCGUGACCUCCUUUGCUGACGUGUGUAGUGACGAGCAUGGAAUAUAGUGGAGGGCUUGGGAGGGAUACGUGUGCAUUUGGCUGCUGCUGCGGUUGCUUCUGGAUACUCCGGGCUUGGUAUACUGCGGGACUACCGGGAGAUCGGGCGAUCCUUGUGGUUGGAUCUAUAGCAGACGGAAAUCGCUGGUACCAUUCCAAAGUGAUUUAUGGAUUAUAAAAUAGAACAGGGGUCCGUGUUGGAUGCUUGGGCACUGCCUGUACUAAACCAUUAAUGGUUGGUGGAGAUGGGUGCUUUCUACAGGAGGAAUAAAUAUUCUUAUUGAUCACAGAAGAGAUUUUUUCAUUGUGCAUACCCUGGAGCUAAGAUGAUGGGAAUACUUUGGGGAUGGUUGUAGAAACGUGCUGGCAAUGUUCUACAUGAAAAGGAAAGUUGUGCCACCAGCUACUCACACUGCAUGAACAGGGAGACUUUGCUUUAUGAUGAUCUAGAAGAAAACAAGCUUAAUUUGGAUAAUGGAGAACAUGAUGCCUGUUAUACUGUGCAAUCAAGAUACACCCCAUACAUCAGUGGAAAAAUCUAACAGUCCAGUAAAUGGCAGCAAAGAUGUUUAUGGCUCAGAUGAUGGUUCAAGUAUUGAAGAAACAGAUUUUAACUGGGAUGAGUAUCUGGAGGAAUCUGCUUCAAGUGCUGUGCCUCACACAUCUUUUAAACAUGUUGAAAUCAGUCUUCAGAGCAGUUUCCAACCAGGCAUGAAGCUUGAAGUGGCCAAUAAGAGCAAUCCAGACACCUAUUGGGUAGCUACUAUCAUCACCACGUGUGGACAGUUACUACUGCUACGCUAUUGUGGCUACGGAGAAGACCGCAAAGCUGACUUCUGGUGUGAUGUAAUGACAGCAGACCUGCACCCCAUUGGUUGGUGCACACAGAACAAUAAAUUAUUGAUGCCUCCAGACGCGGCAGUAGGGGCCAUUGUGUUCCAGCGGCAGCAACACUUCCAUGUUUCAAAUGCGACAACUGCAAUAAAAGAAGAAUGUACUGACUGGGCAGAGUACUUGAUCCAUGACCUUACAGGCUCAAGAACAGCUCCGGCCAAACUCCUUGAAGGUCCUCUUCGAGGGAAAACCCCAGUAGACCUGAUUACAGCUGAUUCAUUGAUGGAACUCCAGGAUAAUCAGAAUCCCUUCCAGUACUGGACUGUCCACGUGAUUGAGAAUAUUGGAGGAAGAUUGCGGCUGCGCUAUGUGGGUCUAGAAGAGUCUGAUUCCUGGGAUCAGUGGCUAUUUUACUUGGACUACAGACUUAGGCCUGUUGGGUGGUGUCAAGAAAACCAGUUCAGGAUGGACCCACCAACAGAUCUUUGUCCAUUACAGAGCAUAUCAGAAUGGAAAAGUGCCUUGGAAAAAUCUUUGGCAAAAGCAGAAAGAUGUCCUCUUCCUGUAGAAGUUUUUAAGGAUCAUGCUGAUUUAAGGAGCCAUUCUUUGACUUAUGGUAUGAAAGUUGAGGUUGUGGACCCAGAAGAAUAUACUUGUAUACGUCCUGCAACAGUGACUAAGGUGUUCAACAAUCUCUACUUUCAAGUGACCGUGGACGAUCUGAGACCAGAGGCGAAAGGAGUAUCUAUGCUGUGUCAUGCAGAUUCUUUGGCUCUUUUGCCUGUACAGUGGUGCCUUAUAAAUGGAGUCAAUCUCACUCCUCCUAUAGGUUAUCCAGGACAGGACUUUGACUGGGCAGAUUACCAAAAGCAGUGUGGAGCGGAGGCAGCACCUCAUACCUUGUUUAGAAACUCCUCGAGUUCUUGGGGUUUUACAAAAGACAUGAAGCUUGAAGCAGUCAAUCCACGUAAUCCUGCAGAAAUCUGUGUUGCCUCUGUGACCAAAGUUAAAGGGAGGUUGUUAUGGCUCCACCUUGAAGGUUUACAGAAGCCAGUUCCAGAAUACAUUGUUGAUGUAGAAUCCAUGGAUAUUUUUCCUGUUGGCUGGUGUGAAGCAAACUCCUAUCCUCUCAGUACACCACUGAAAGCAGCUGUUAAAAAGAAAAGGAAAGUUGCUGUGGUGCAGCCAGAGAAACAAUUGCCUUCAUCAGUACCCUUGGAGACAAUACCUCAAGAGCCCUCUCCUUUCCCAGAUAACAAUUUAUCAGGAACUGCCAAUGGGAAAUAUUGCUGCCCACAACUUUUUAUCAAUCAUCGCUGCUUUUCAGGACCAUUUUUAAAUAAAGGAAGAAUUGCAGAGCUACCUCAGUCAGUGGGGCCUGGGAAAUGUGUUUUGGUCCUUAAGGAGGUCCUCGGUAUGGUAAUUAAUGCUGCCUACAAACCAGGAAGAGUCUUAAGGGAAUUACAAUUAGUUGAAGAUUCUUUAUGGAAUUUCCAGGAAGAAACACUGAAAGCCAAAUACAAAGGAAAAACAUACAGGGCAACAGUCAAGAUAGUCCGAACUUCAGAUCAAGUACCAGAUUUCUGCCGUAAAAUCUGUUCUAAGCUGGAGUGCUGCCCCAAUUUAUUUAGUCCACUGCUGAUUACUGAUAUGUGCCCUGAGAAUUGUUCUGUCCAUACAAAAACCAAAUAUACAUACUACUACGGAAAGAGAAAAAAAAUUACAAAGCCUUCAGUUGGGGAACAGAGCUUGGAAAGUGUACAAGCAAAACCAACAAGACGAAGAAAGAGACGAAAAUCCAUAUUUGUACAAAAGAAAAGACGAACCUCUACAAUAGACAUCAGCCCAGUGGAGUCAGCAGAGGAAAGUAUAGAAGAUGAGUUAAUGGAUGAUGAAACUGGAAGUGAGGAGACAAGUUCAGAGCUGCGUGACGACCAGACAGACACUUCCUCAGCAGAGGUUCCUUCUGUGCGCCCCCAAAGAGCAGUAACACUGCGAAACCGAAUUGUGUCUGAGAGGGCUCCUCCAGUAGAGAGGUCAAGAAGAGACCGGAAAACACGCUCCUUAUCUAGCAUUGAUGGUGACAAGGACAUAACUAUGAAAGCUGACAUGAAGGAAGAAGAGCACCUUGUUCUGGAAAGUAACCCUUUGCAAUGGACAGUGACAGAUGUUGUCAGAUUCAUCAAAUCCACUGACUGUGCACCUCUUGCAAAAAUCUUUCAAGAUCAGGAUAUUGAUGGCCAAGCUCUUUUGCUGCUAACUCUCCCAACAGUGCAGGAAUGUAUGGAACUGAAACUGGGUCCAGCCAUUAAAUUAUGCCACCAAAUAGAGAGAGUGAAAGUUGCAUUCUACGCACAGUAUGCCAACUGAACAUUCUGUUUAGUCUUUAUGUGCCUAAUAUAUAUUGUUUAGUGUAAAGGUGUAUUGUUAAAAUGCUAAAGCACUGGUCGCUUUAUGUACACAAUUGUAUUUCCAUAUCUGUAAAACUCAUGCACAUAGAGCACUAGCUGCAGAUGUAUGUCAUCAUGGUCUUGAGAUGGAAAGAGAAAAAAAAUCUAUAAGAAGUUUCUUUAGAAAGAAAAACAUGCAUAUCAGGCCUAUUUUUUGUCCAACUUCUGGUAUUAAGGGCAUAUUUCGGCACGUCUGAUAUAUUUGCAAAUCUUGUAUUCUUCUUUCAUAUUGAAAGUGUGUGGUUGUUUUUACUGUUAUCCGUGGCUUAUAUGAAAGCUUUGAUCUCAACGAUGAGCACAUUUUCUACUGUUGAUUCUUGCCAUUCUCUAACAAUAGACAGCAAGGCUGACGCUCUUCAGCACUUUACCCCAGUGGGUAAUGCACUGUUUUAUGGACCCUCCUGCCAGCAAAUACAUAGCUUGUUAGAAUGCAUACUUUGUCAUUUGAUUCCAGCAGUAGCCUCUGGUUACUGACACAAGAUAAAUAAGGAGCAAAAAGCUAGGCAUCCGGGUUUCAUAGGAAAGCAAUGGUAAAUUUAGACAUGCUUUAAAUCAAAUGCUGACAAUUUUAUAAUAAUGUAAUAAUGUGGUUUCUGUGAUACUCGUCAUUGGAAUAAAAAGAUCUCACUGAAAAACCAUCACAGAGGAUAGAAAGCUUGCAGAAAUUAGAUGGGCAAGUCUACUUCAGCUUUUCUCAUGCCACAAAUCACUUGCUGAUGGGCAGAAAAGGCAGUUAGCUGAAAUACACUGCUGUGACACACAAUCCUUUUAUAACUAAUGCAAUUUGUGUAUUUAUCAAGACAUAUCAUGACAAAUCAGAAGGUAUGACAAAAAUGAUACUGUUAAGGUCUAAACCUGGUCCACUGCUUAAGGUUUAUAGUCUUGAUGGACCUUCUGCCUAAGUUUAUAGUCUUGAUGGACCUUCUGUCAGAGAUAUUUUUAAGGGCAAGUAAAGCAGAGUUUUUUAGACUAUGUAAUUGGAUACACCUUUUGCGAUGCAUAUAUAUCUGCUCAGUCAUAACCUGUUAAGCUACUUUGUUUUCUUAGAAAAAAUCAUAGUCAAAAUGGGAUGAAUUGUCAUGAAUCACUCUCCAUUAUAAUGCAAUGGGAGUAUUGCAUACGGGUGAGAUCACUGCUGUAAAAAUGUAAGGUACUUGAAAGAGAUAAUCGGACCUGUGCACCAUUCUUUUGGGCUGAGAUCAUUUGCCAUGUAACCCAACCCUUAAGCAAACAAUCAUAUGGCCUUUCUCAGAAGAAACUCUAGUAAUUGCUUCAAAUUGCUUUCCAUUAUAGAAAAGAGGAAUUGUAGGACUUACCUCCUGAAAAUACCUUUGAUAGCUUUUCAUUUACAUGAAUGGUAGAUGCUGCAGGUCACAUGGAACCAGGCCUGGACUAAGGUUUUAAAGGAACAGUAACCAAAAAAUGAAAGUGUAUAAAAGUAACUAAAAUAUAAUGUGCUGCUGCCCUGCACUGGUAAAAGUUGCGUGUUUACUUCAGAAAGUCUACUAUAAUGUAUAUAAAUAAGCUGCUAUGUAGCCAUGAAGGCAGCCAUUCAAAGGAGAAAAGGCACAGGCACAUAGCAGAUAACAGAUAAAACACAUUUUUAUUUUUUGGUGUUACUGUUCCUUUAAGUAUUUCUUCUGAAGGUAUUCCAAUAGUUUUCCUUUAAGAAAAGCCACUAAGUCAUCCUGAUCCUGAAUCCGGUCACCUUACUGGUAUUGCUUUAAUUCAUUUGUUUUCCCACCGUCCCCCAGGACCUAGGGCUACUGUAGGUGUAUUUAUAAUGUUUUUUUUUUCCUGGCACUCGCUCUCAGGCAGUAGAGUGGCCAGGAAGGGGGAUUCUCUACAGCUAUAGAGGAAACAGACCCCAUGGUCUGGGUCCUCCCUGUCCCCUAAACCCACUACCACAGGGUGUGCCUCGUCUACAAUUACACCACUGGUUGCACUUUAAGCCCUCUGUGCACUGCAGCUCUCAGCUAAGCCAGCAUUAUGUUGUGUAGAUCUCCCCAUCUGGCACAAGUUUUGCUAUUACUAGGUAAGUAAAUGUGCCAAAUGUUAGAAAGGGACAUCUAGAGGCCCACUGUUAGUCACCUCUUCUCUAAUCUGUUCCAUGCAGCAGGCUUGUGAAAAAUGCUCUGUUAAAAUCAAUACAGCGCUAGAAUAGCAUUUUUCAUAUUCUAUACUUACCCACAUUCUAGAGAAGGGUCAAAAUAUAUUUAUGCAUUCUAACACUUUGUUGAGAGGAUAGGAAAGCACAUAUUGCAAAUCAUUAAUAUUGUGUUUCCAGCAGACAAAAAGUGUUGGUGUGUUUGUCAAAAUGCAUAAAAAUGUCAGCUCAUAUUUAAUUAGUUGAAAGGUUAACAUAGGGUAAUAGAAUGCAUAGUUUAUAUUCAGAAGAUUCACUUAGUGGACAAUCAUUCAGUCUAAAAACAGUAUACACAAAUUCCUCUUGCAUAUUACAGCCACUUAGAAAUGGAUUUUCCAAAGGUUGAUGUUACAAUCUCAGCUCUUUGCUGUAAUGUGAAUUUAAGGAAGCAUUAUAGUAGUGAAUGUUGUCAUUCAGUAGUGUUUUGUCAUGUUAAUGGCAUAUGAUUCUUUAAUGCCUACUAAUGUAUAUAGUUAAAUUCAAAUAAGUACAUUGUUUGCAUGCCCAUAAGUAAAACUGCUUAAAAUUGCUUAAUAUCAGUGGCAGUAUAAGAUAUAUCCAUAGUGUCCAGCACAGGAAUCUCCUGUAUCUGUAACCUUCUUUGAAACUGCAGAAGUAAUUUUGGAAUGUUUAGUACCUAUAACUGAGUGGGACAUCUGUUUGAUUAAACCAAUCAAAUAUAAUAAGGCUCAUUUAUGUCCACAGACACAGUUAGCAGCGUUACUUGCAACUCACUGUGUAGAAAAAUGCAAAGUGCCCACUGCACUUGCGGACGUAAAAUAUCUUCUAUUCCAGUCAUACUGUGACACCUACAGUGUUGUUGGGUUGCCACCUCACACAACUGAAGCAAAUAUUCCUAUAAUAUACAUGUUGCGUGCAGUGGCACAGACUGUAGGUAUGCAGGGUAAACCUUCACUGAUUUCUAGAAAGCUCUAAAGCAUGCAUAUUUUAUAGGUCUGCAGUUGUAAACAUUAGGUAAAUAACCCUGUAUGCAUAUGAAGCACUGUUAUGCCUCUUGGUUCCUGCCUUCCAAUCUGGAGAAUUGCUGAAUUAAAAAACUAAAUCAUUUAAAAACCACAAAUGAUAAAAAACGAAGACCAAUUGCAAAACUGUUUUAGAAUAGCACUCUCUACAAAACAGCCCCUUUAAUAUGCUUUACAUAUAGUGAGCCAUUAUGUGCUGUAUAUAUGUGCACUAGUAUAUGAUAUUGAAAAUGCUGUGUGCAAUAUGUGCCUUAUGUAAAUGAAACAGAAGGGAAGAGGCUUGAUAUAGUUAUCUGAAUGAUAACUUGUAUUACUGUGCCCAUUAGCUAAUAACGGUAACAUCCUUAGAUCAAUAAUCUUAAUUAUAGCAGCUGAGCCAAUAGUGAUACAAAAUGAAUUUCAUUAACUGUUAGUAGUCAGUAGGGACUUAAAGAUACAUAAGGGAAUAAGACAUUAAUGGAAUAACUAUGUCCAUUAUCCAAGUCUUUUGAAAUAAGCACAUAUUUCAUUAUUAUGAGUUGUUAUAGGAAUAAGUACAGGGCACAAUCAUAAUACAUUCUUGGAAAUGAUAAAUAGUUGUUCAGAAAGGGACAAAAGUCAAGUUAGCCAGAGCCUUUUUUUAUGUCAUUUUUCUGGUUUAAAAUAUUUUACACCAUUUGAUAGACUUGUCAUAAAGUGUCCCUAGAAUGUUUUUGUAAAUGUUGAUGGAAAGCACUGGAGUUUCUGACAUUAAGCACAACUGCCAGAUUUAUAGUCAGGGUCUGUCCUUGUACAACACAUAAUUCAGAUUUAGAAGCUAAAAUGGCCUAUGAUAUGUGGGAAGCGUGUCCAUAUCAUGUUUAAUUUGAGGUUCCUCCUGGAUAGUUUUCCAUGAGCUGCUUACAAAUGUGGCACAGAGCACAUGUUGCUUUGGGAGGAAUUACAAGCAGUUAAGCCAGGCUGUAAUAUUAAACUGGCUCAGGAAAAUUAUAAAUAACAUAAAUAACUAAACACUAGUUUUCUUGAACUAGGCAACUAGAUGAGCUGACUAGAAGUUUUUAAAGUUUUAAAUUCAAAAGUGUUAUAAUUUACUGCAUAACAAUAUAUUUUCCUAUAUACCCUUUAGAGUAAUUCCCACAGGUGACUGUGAGUGAAACAUUGCAGAGCCAAGUCUAGUAAAUCUAUAUAGUUGAUCUUUGGCUGUGCCAUAUCCUGUACCUUACAUCACUUCCUCACAAACAAAAUAAAAAAGGUGAAAAUGUUUGGAAGAAAUGAGUGGCUUUUUCAACUGUAGUUUUUUAUAUGCAGCUAAUUAAUACAGCGUCUAGCAAAGAAGCUGCAUCAAAGGCAUCAGUGUGACUAAAAACAGAGACAGAACAAAUACAUGAUAUAAGGCAAUUGAAUGUCAUAGUAUGUAGUCAUUCCUUGUGGUUUGUACUAAACUCUCAGUUUGAAUUUUUUUAAGACUUUAAACUACAAAGUGCUGAUUCUGACCAAGGUUCCAUGAAUCUGAACAAGAGGCAUUAGCUGUAAUGUGGCUAAAAAUAAGUCAGACAGGUCUAAUGGUAAAUGGCAAAAGUUACACAUUAGUUUGUAACCCAAUAACAUGUAUUACAUUAUAUUUACAGGCAGUACUUCAUUCUUCAGUCAGACCUAGGCAUUCUUACAUUUAGUUUCAGCAUCUAUGAUGCUACCACAUCUAUUACUUGUCUUUCUUACAGCUCAGUAGAAUGUUUUAGUAUCACCUUUCAGGCGUAUAAUUCACCAAUGUCCCUUUACUUUCCACUGUCAUUUUUCUUUUUUAAUUGCCAUCCUCAGCAAAUCAUUUUACAAAUUUGUCAUGUUAUGCUUUUCUUCCUAUUUGUGUAAAAUGAUUCUCAAUACUCCCUUAUCUUUUACUGAGCAGAUCUGCUGAUUCCCCAACAAAAUGAUACAGGUAUAGGAUUCAUUAUCUGGAAACCAAUUAUUCAGAAGGCUGCAAAUUAUAGGAAGGCCAUCUCCCAUACACUCCCUUUUAAGCUAAUAAUUCUAAAUUUGAAAUUUACUAAAAAUAACAGUACCAUGAUCUCAGCUAAGAUAUAUUUUUAUUGAAAGCAAACUAAUCCUAUUGAGUUUAUUUAAUGUAUAAAUGAUUUGUAGC
This is a messenger RNA of Xenopus tropicalis (tropical clawed frog), 9251 nucleotides long. It is a transcript of the gene sfmbt2, whose product is annotated as Scm like with four mbt domains 2. The record is from RefSeq and is a predicted model, not a curated record. Bases 1194 to 3923 code for a protein of 909 amino acids. Lineage: Eukaryota; Metazoa; Chordata; Amphibia; Anura; Pipidae. Gene Ontology annotation, cellular component: nucleus. Gene Ontology annotation, biological process: regulation of DNA-templated transcription; negative regulation of DNA-templated transcription. The transcript is spliced from 22 exons. Gene Ontology annotation, molecular function: histone binding; transcription corepressor activity.